CUGAAACAUCUGUUUGGAAAUUCACUGAACGCCAUUGGGGAAAUUUAUAAAUUGUUUAUAAAUUUUCAUUUAGAAAUUUGCGUUUUUGGCUUUGUAACGUGAAUGAUUCGAAGAUGUGGCAUGAAGCAAGAAAACAAGAGAAGAAGAUUAGAGGAAUGAUGGUGGACUACAAAAGAAGGGCAGAAAGGAGGCGAGAAUAUUAUGAAAAAAUAAAACAAGACCCUGCACAGUUUCUUCAAGUUCAUGGUCGACCAGCUAAAAUUCAUCUUGAUCCAGCAGUUGCAAUUGCUGCUGAUAGCCCAGCUACCAUGAUGCCUUGGCAAGGACAUGCGGAUAAUUUAAUUGAUAGGUUUGAUGUUCGUGCUCAUUUAGAUAUUAUUCCUGAGUACAAACCUGUGGAGUCGAUUAAGGUGCUUAAUGAAGAUGAUGAUAGAAAAACUUCAUAUGAAAGUUAUCGAACUUUAGUGCAGAAUGACUUUUUAAGUGUAAAUGAAGACAAAUUUCUGCAUCAGAUAUUCAUGGAAGAAAGAUUUGGAAUUUUUAAACCAGGUUAUGAAGAGGAAAAGAAAAAAUUGAUGGACAAAAAAGCUGCAAUAGGUUAUGUUUAUGAAGACAGUACAGAAUCUCCACCCCACCUUAAUAAUGUAAAAAGUAUUGAUGCUGAGGAAGAUGAAGAGGAAAAUGAAGAAGAAAAGGAAGAAGAUUUAAGCGAUAUUGAUUUAGAUGUUACUGUUGAUGUGAGUGUGCUUACGCCAUCACAGUGUGCUGAAAUGAAUUCACAGUCUAUCAAAUAUGGGAUGGUAGAUGAUGAUUUUAUAACAUAUCUACUGCAGGACAAAGAGGAAGCAGAGCAGUUGAAACUUGCACGAGAAAUAGAAGAAGAAAAGGCUAUGUAUUCGGGUAGAAAAUCAAGAAGAGAAAGAAGAGCGUUAAGAGAGAAGAAACUAGCUGGUAGAAGAAUUACUAGUCCCCCAAGCUAUGCAGCCAGAGAUAGUCCCACAUAUACUCCUAUGAGACAUUCAACUUCAAAAUCUCGUUCCCGUUCUCCUCCUGAUGCUGGGAAAAUUAUGUUCAUUACAAGUUUUGGCGAUGAAGUAUCUGAUGGUGAACAUCGUAAAUCUACUGACGUAAAUACUGCAGUCAUUGUGAAACGAGGGAAAAAUUCAAAAACAAAGGAUGGUUCAAGCUCAGUUAUUGGCCCGCAGCUUCCUUCUAAAAAUGGAGAUGAAGAAAAGCAUUUCUCUGAUUCCCAUGCAUCAAAAUAUAGUGUCUCUUCUGAAUCUUCUCGAUCUUCUGGUCAUUCGAAGAAAAAAAGCUCCAAAGACCGUAAACGUUAUUCUCGUCAUCGAAGGCAUUCUUCACGUUCAUCUUCAAGGUCUUCCUCUUUGCCCCGAAAAUCGGCUAGCAGUAAAAAUAAACGUAGAAAUAGGUCAAGAUCAAAGUCAAGGUCUAGGUCACACUCUGAAUCACGGAGUCGAGCAAAAACCAAGUCCAGAUCUCGAUCUCGAUCUAAAUCAAAUACUAAAAUGAAUUCUGAAAAAUCUCCCGAGCUUCCCCCUCCUCCUGUAAAGUCUUAUUACCGCCACAGUUUAUCUCGUUCAAAUAGUGAUGUUUCGGACGAUAGUGAAGAAGAAAAAAGUAACAGCAGCAGCAUGAAUUUAACAAAUUUUUCAAGUGUUCCUCGGUUACAAGCCCUUACUGGUAAAGCUGCUCCUGCUACCAAAGCAAAGAUGACACCUCAAGAACGCCUUAAAAGAAAAAUGCAGCUGGCCCUAAAGAGACAAUAUAAAGCUGAUAAAAAAGCUCAAAUGGAAAAAACUGAAAAACAAUUGCAAGAGCGACAGGACAGGGCAGAAGAGCUUAGGGAAAUGGCAAUUAAGCUAAGACAAAGGGAGCGAGAAAGAAGACACAGACAGCGUGGCUAUGGUUAUGAUUCGGAUAGUGAUACUACUUGGACUAGAAAUCCAGAGUAUAGUGCACAUGCAUCUGAUGGGCCACCCACAUCAAGAAAAAAAGAUACAGCAUCAAGUGGCAGUGAUUCUAGCUAUUCUAGCAGCCAAGAACACAGUCCUUCUCGAACAACUUCUUCAACGGGUCGUAAAAGAAGUCGGACAAAGUCUCCACAACGUUCCUCAAAUAGAAGAAGUCCAGAUGAUAGACGAAAAUUUUCUCCAGUUCGAAAAGUCAACCGUAGGAGUCCACUCCGAAGAAACUCUAGGAGUCCUCCUCGUAGAAAUUCUAGGAGUCCUCCUCGUAGAAACUCUAGAAGUCCUCCUCGUCGAAACUCUAGAAGUCCUAAUCGCAGAAACUCUAGAAGUCCUCAGAGGAAUUAUCGACGAACUCCUGAGAGAAGGCAUUAUGGUAGUAGAGAUUAUCGUCGUAGUCCACCUCGAAAACGUUCUCCAUCAAGAAGUCCUAGUAGAAGAUAUUCAUCAUCAAGACAUUAUAGGAGAUCUAACCAUUCUCGAUCAAGAUCAAGAUCUACCUCAAGGUCUUACGGAACACGACCUCUUGUUGAUUAUUGAUUUUUUUGGAACCCUUUGUGCUCUUUAAUCUACCAUGUUUCAAUAUGACAAAAGUUUCUUUGAAAAUUGAUCAUAUUUCAAGUUAGGCCUUUGUCAAAACUUUUGUGUUAUUUGUUCAUUUUGAUUGACAUAUUUUAUGGAAUAAUGUGAUAAAAUUAAAUUUUUUAUUUAUUAGUACAGUAAAUGAAAAAAUAAAUGCAAAUGUUUUGUGUAAAGUAGAACAUUAACUCAUUUGAACUUUUUAUUUUAUAAAAAUUUGCAUUAUUUUAUAUCUUUGUUUUUAAAAAAUACAGUAGUAGUUUUCUAGCUCUUUGACACCAUAUUAAGUUUAAAAACUUUUGAAAAAAAAAAAAUCAAAUUUUGUGAUGUAAUUACGUUAAUUAUACUAUUUGCAAUAAGUUUUAUGAUGUAAAUAGGAUAAAGUUCUCAAAGUGAAAUGAAUUUUUGAUGCAAUAAAAGAAAG
This is a messenger RNA of Uloborus diversus, 2988 nucleotides long. Its product is annotated as CLK4-associating serine/arginine rich protein-like. Lineage: Eukaryota; Metazoa; Arthropoda; Arachnida; Araneae; Uloboridae. The transcript has 20 exons. The record is from RefSeq and is a predicted model, not a curated record. Bases 114 to 2525 code for a protein of 803 amino acids.